UUGGAGCAACGUAGACACGGUUGACUGCGAACGACAGCCGUGUGGGUCUGACUCUGCACUUUAUUUAGACACUCUUUUUCCUCUCGUAUAAACUUUAUUAAUCAUUUUUGUAAGUGGAAUAAGUUCUUCGAUCCCGGUGAACUCAGUAGAGUGGAAAAAUGCCGCAGUAUUCGAUUAAGGUUAAGUGGGGAAAAGAGCUUUUCCCCAACGUCGAAGUGAAUACGGAUGAAGAGCCGAUGCUUUUUAAAGCACAACUCUUUGCUUUAACGGGGGUUCAACCAGAAAGACAAAAAGUCAUGUUGAAGGGGAUGACCCUCAAGGAUGAAGACUGGGGAACCAUGAAGUUGAAAGAUGGAGUGACUGUUUUAAUGAUGGGUUCAAAAGAGGAAGACGUUCCAACUGAACCAGCCGAGAAACCUCUCUUUAUCGAAGACAUGAACGAGUCCGAAUUGGCCACAGCUCUAGAUUUGCCUGCCGGUUUAACUAAUCUUGGAAACACCUGUUACUUGAAUGCAACAGUUCAAUGUUUAAAAACAGUUCCUGAGUUGCGAGACGCUUUAAGGCAAUUUGCUGGUGGACUAGCUGCUGCUGGCAGUUCUUUUAAUGCAGACGCUCAGCGUAUCACGGCCGCCUUGAGAGAUUUGUACGAAACGAUGGACAGAGGUUCUUCCUUACCCCCGAUCGUUUUGGUCCAGAUGAUGCAUACAGCUUUUCCCCGAUUUGCUGAAAAAUCAGAGCAUGGUGGCUUCCAACAACAAGAUGCCAAUGAAUGCUGGACCGAGCUUGUCAGAAUGUUAAAGGACAAAUUACCAGCAAAGGAUUAUUCUGCAGGCACAGAAGACAACGGACAAAAAUACAAGCCUCGCUCGUUAAUUGAGCAAUAUUUUGGAGGAACGUUCGACACAGAAUUUAAAUGUGUUGAAUCGGAAGAAGAGCCUCCAACCAAGGGAAAGGAAGAAUUCCUACAACUGAGUUGUUUCAUUUCGACAGACGUUAAGUACAUGCACUCUGGUCUAAGGAACAAAAUGCAAGAAUCGAUUACCAAAAAUUCGUCGACACUGGGACGUGAUGCAGUUUUCACAAAAACGUCGAAGAUCAGUAGGCUCCCGGCGUACUUGACGAUACAAUUUGUUCGUUUUUUCUAUAAAGAGAAGGAGGCGAUAAAUGCGAAAAUUCUCAAGGAUGUCAAGUUUCCCCUCGACUUUGACGCCUUCGAAUUGUGCUCUGAAGAACUGCAGCAAAAACUCACUCCGAUGAGGGAGAAGUUCAAGGAACAGGAGGACAAGUUUGUUGAAGAAGCUCGCCAUGUAAAGGAUAAAAAGAAGAAGGGUGAAGUUAAAGAAAAGAAAACAAGGAAAGAGCCUUUCCAGUUUCCAGAUGAUCUUGGAUCUAAUAACAGCGGUUACUACACAUUGCAAGCAGUUCUAACUCAUCGGGGUCGUUCAAGUAGCAGCGGUCACUAUGUAGCUUGGGUUCGUCAAAAGGGCGACACAUGGUUGAAAUGUGACGACGAAACUGUCAGUAUAAUUACGACCGAGGAUGUCUUAAAACUCAGCGGUGGAGGAGAUUGGCAUUGCGCUUACGUCCUUCUCUAUGGUCCCCGAAUACUCGAAAUUCCAAUUCCAGACGAAGAAGUCGCCGAAUAGAAUAUUAUAACGAUUUUUAUAUCGAUCUUACUCUAGGUCAAAUUUCGACCGGCUCGUCAAAUGACUCAGAGAGUGAGAGAGUGAAAGCGAUGAAGAGAAAAAUAGAGUGAAAAGGUGAGCGAGAGACUGAUCGCAAAGAAUUGAGCAAAGCGCCGUGAAUAUUUGUUUCGUAGAACCCCACAACUUGGAAAAAGAGUUGCAUUUUUUAAUCGAGUUUAGAGUAAAAGUUAAUCGAAAUGAAAAUUUCAGAUCCUUGAUUCAAAAAUGCAGGCUCACUAGGUCGUCUUGGCUAUAUUGGACUAUGCGAAAUCUUUUUAUUGGAAUUAUCUAAUUAUUCUGUGAAUAAUAGGAAAUUAUUUAUAAUCUAUUCUGAGUUGUUGGAUUUUACACUCUUUCGUUUGAAUGCUUUGCGAGCGAAUUUUCGCCUUUGCGAGAAUUUGAGUGAUUAUAUAUUGGUUAAUUAAUGAAUUAAUUAAUGAGCGGAUUGAUAUCGUGAAGUGAUUCGAGAGACGUCGAGUCGAUCUGCCGCUAGAUAAUUAACUUGUUUCAUAAAGUUGAUAUAACAAACAGUA
Messenger RNA from Belonocnema kinseyi, 2218 nucleotides. RefSeq names its product ubiquitin carboxyl-terminal hydrolase 14 (gene Usp14). Gene Ontology annotation, molecular function: proteasome binding; protein binding; cysteine-type deubiquitinase activity. Lineage: Eukaryota; Metazoa; Arthropoda; Insecta; Hymenoptera; Cynipidae. Gene Ontology annotation, biological process: regulation of proteasomal protein catabolic process; protein deubiquitination; proteasome-mediated ubiquitin-dependent protein catabolic process. Bases 159 to 1646 code for a protein of 495 amino acids. The transcript is spliced from 6 exons. The record is from RefSeq and is a predicted model, not a curated record.